GUCUUAAAUAGAAUAUAAUCGGCGUGUCUGUAACGUCGAGAGAAUAUUCGAGAGAAUAUCGUAAGCUUUUAAUUUUCGUAACAAGGGAUUUAUGUAUGUGUGAAUAAAACCCGUAUAUUUAUCUUAUUGUUAGAAGAAAAAAGUAGAAAAGUCUGUAGUUCUACUCUUUAAUCACGCGCAGGCAGCUGGUAACUGGGACGCUUACUGUUGGUUCGAUAAGUAGUAACACAUCUUCGUAAUGCAUACUUUUACUUGUUCCACCUCUAUAGCUUCUUCCGGAUAUUCUCAAUAUUAUAAAGACGGCAUCGUAUGCCAUCUUUAAUUUCGUUAAAAUUUCUAAUUUCUAACGCGAGAAAUUAUUGACAAUGCAAGGCUCUCGCAUGGAAAUUGCAAGAUUUUUUCUACGAGCUAAACGCAUAAGCAAAACGUUGGGGUCUUUGUUGCGAUUGGUUUAUUACUUUAUUCAUACACAAUCAGAUCCAGCUAUACAUAUAAGAGCUAACGGCAAAAACGCAUCAAAUAUAUCAAAUAAUCACUGAGUAUUCAGAUCACUGAUGUCUGUUUUGUCUGCCAUGUUGAACGAAUUGAUUUCGCGUCAUAUCAAAACGCAUAUGCAGCAUCAAGCAGAUAUCGAGCAACUUCACUUGAACUUGAAUUUAUAUUUUUUCUGUUGCGAUUGGCUCAUAAAGAUAUAAUAAUAGAUAUAUCUCUCUUAAAUUUUUGUUCAAAUUUUGUGAUAAAGUUAUUAAAAAUGAUUAAAAUUAAAUGAUUUAUAUAAGAAAGCAGAUGCGAUUGCGCUUCGAUACAAACGUUUACAGAUAGAAACACGCCCCCUGAAUAUGCUUCGAUAUGCGUGCAGAUGUGUCCACAUGUUUGCACGCAUAUCGUUAAGCUAUUUAUGAUACGAUUGUCAUUUUGCGACUGAUCGAAUCGCAUCUCAAAUCAUUAAUAUUUGCGAUAUAUGCGCGACACACAAUUAUAGAUCAGUUAUUUUGGAGAAGUAAAAGUUUUUCAAAUAUGAUAAGAUCAUUCAUAUAAAAUAAACUAAAAUUAUUAUUUGCGUUACAAAUAGUAAGUAAUAGAUGCAGCAAAGAACUAAGAGGUAAAGUGGGAAAAAAAAUUUAAGGAGACAUUUAAGGUGGUGGAAAGCAUUGAGAAAAUUGUGUUGUUUCUUAAUAAAUAACUUUGAGUUAAUAAAUAACGGAUAUUUCAAGUAUGUACUCAAUAUGGACAAAAUCAGGAUUCUUAUUUUGUCGCUGUGGUGUCAAGAUGCGAUACAACUUGUUAUCGCAUUAUCGCAGCGUUACCAAAGAAGCUGUCGUGGAAUCGUUGAAACUUUUUCUCAGAAAUACGAUCUGUAUCGGCUCGAUAAAGGGCCGUUAGAAAAAUCGACUUUAAACGUGGAAGAUGCUACUUAUGCACUAAAGACAAUGAACUAUAUACGUCGAAUGGAGAACAGAGCCGCGGAGUUGUACAGACAGCGGCUGAUCAAUGGCUUUUUACACUUAUACGUUGGUCAGGAAGCUAUAGCUGUAGGUCUGAAAAUGGCUCUGGCUGAACGGGACACUGUUAUUACGGCGUACAGAUGCCAUGGUUUCGCUGUCGUGUUCGGUGCUCCGAUUCGCUCGGUUCUUGCAGAACUCAUGGGUCGUAAGACAGGCCCAGCUAAGGGAAAGGGCGGCUCGAUGCACAUGUAUGCGCCGCGAUUUUACGGUGGCGACGGUAUCGUUGGCGGACAGGUACCUAUUGGCACCGGUAUAGCUUUGGCCCACAAGUACAAUGGCACAGGUGCCGUGUCCUUUACAUUAUACGGCGACGGUGCAGCCUCGCAGGGUCAAAUCUAUGAGGCUUGGAACAUGGCGAAGCUCUGGAAUCUACCAGUGGUCUACAUCUGCGAAAAUAAUAGAUAUGGCAUGGGCACGGCCGUACAUCGACAUUCUGCCAACACUCGGCUUUAUACACGCGGAGACCUCAUACCAGGAAUAAAGGUCGAUGGGAUGAAGAUCGUGGAUGUACGAGAAGCCAUACGCUUUAGCAGAGAUUACGCACUUAGAAACGGCCCGAUUGUACUGGAGAUGAUAACUUAUCGUUAUUUCGGACACAGUAUGAGCGAUCCCGGUUAUUCAUAUCGCACUAGAGAAGAAAUAAAAGCUGUACAAACUGAGCAAGACCCAAUCAUGUUGUUCACCAAGCUCAUCGUGGAGAAAGGCCUUAUGACCGAAAAAGAUGCCGAGGAUGUACGAACGUCAGUCUACAAAGAAGUCGAUCGGGAAGUGGAGCAAGCCAAGGCCGAUCAGUGGCCAGAAAUGUCGGAAAUCUCGACCGACGUUUAUGUCAAACCGUUAGAAAAAAUUCGUGGUAAAGUUCCUUGGGAAUUACUUUGAAAAUCGAUAUAUUAAUUAUUCUGUAAUUUGUUUGUACAUAUACUCGUAAAAUUUAAAUUACUUGUGUUCGAUAUACCGUGCAGACAUUACCGUGUUCUUAACGACGUACGUACUUUUUGUUAGUAACAACAUAUCACGCGUAUACACAGAAGUGCAAAAUGACUUUUGAAACUAUAAUAUUAGGAAAGGAAAUCUAAAACCUUUUGAAAGUUUUAUUGACAAAAUAUCAAAGCGAUUCUUCUCUUUUUUUUACUGACUCGGCUAACUACUUGCCAGAAGUACAAUAACAUAAGUUAAUAAAUAUCCAAUCGACCGAACAAUUCUCGUUCGAAACGAUUGUAAUAUGAAAUAGAAUCGUUUAGAAUUGUUUGGAUGUUUAAUGUUCGUCUGUAUUAUCUUUUUUUCAUGCCAUUUCUUUUUUCAUGCCAGUAAAGGUGUGCACAUUACGUAGGAGAAUCCUCUUGAUUUUAUGUGAUACAAGUAUCAUGUAUAACGGCGCAUAUUAACAUAAUAAACACGCGAAUCAUUAUUGAUUA
Wasmannia auropunctata (little fire ant) is the source of this 2920-nucleotide messenger RNA. RefSeq names its product pyruvate dehydrogenase E1 component subunit alpha, mitochondrial-like. NCBI's taxonomy places the organism in Eukaryota, Metazoa, Arthropoda, Insecta, Hymenoptera, Formicidae. Gene Ontology annotation, molecular function: pyruvate dehydrogenase (acetyl-transferring) activity. The transcript has 7 exons. Gene Ontology annotation, cellular component: intracellular membrane-bounded organelle. Gene Ontology annotation, biological process: pyruvate decarboxylation to acetyl-CoA. The coding region runs from base 1227 to 2384 and encodes 385 amino acids. The record is from RefSeq and is a predicted model, not a curated record.